UUGUAGGUUAUAUAUAUGUAUAGCCCCUGAUGAGGUUGGUACCUGGUACCUAGUGCUUCUAUUACUAAGAAAAACAGUACUCUUUCAUCUGCCAACUCCAAGAGCACGAGUAAAAUAGUAGUAUAUCUUAAGCAAUCGAUCGAGUUCCCAGCUCUUGGCUUCUUCAUUACACACAAGGGUGGAAAUGGGAGGAAGUGAUGUAACUGCUUCUACUCAUGACAUAGAAAAUCCGUUGGAAACCCUAAAGAUGAAGUUGACAGGCUUGUCUCGCCUGUCCCCUUUGCGUUGCAUCCACCGUGUUCCUGAUCGAUUCCGCCGUGAACGCGAAAGGGACUACACACCUCGUGUUAUCUCUAUAGGCCCAUAUCAUCAUGGAAAAGAAGCCUUGAAGCGCAUGGAAGUUCAAAAAAUGUGGUACCUAAAUGGUUUCAUGAACCGACCGCGAAACCAUUCAGAACUGAAUGAUUACAUAGAAAAAAUAAGAGAGCAAGAAGUAAAACUGCGGAAUUAUUACACAGAGACCAUUGUGCUUGACAGUGAUCAAUUUGAACCAUCAAAAGAAAAAAGUGAUCAAUUUGUCACAAUGGUUUUAGUCGACGCCAUCUUCCUUCUUGAGUUCUUACUUAGGUGCUCGGACAAAAGUCUGCAAGAUGAAAAUGACUGUAUCUUUGGAACCCCAUGGAUGCUCCCGGAUGUAGCGACUGACUUGCUGAUGCUUGAAAAUCAGCUUCCACUCUUCAUUCUGGAGGACCUUUUCAGCCUAUACAAUGAUGAGCCAUGUGAACGUGCUAAGCAGCAGCUUUCCAUAAAGUUUCUUAGUUCCCAGCAUUUGAUGGGGUACGAGUUAAAUAAUUCAUUGGGAUCCCAAGUAGAAGGGCAACAUUUCGUUGAUCUCUUAAGAAACCUAUUACUGAUAGCUCCUCUAUUGAAGAAGAAAGAAAAAGAAGAAUCUAAGGGAAAAACCGACACUGCAAUAGCUUCUCAAGUGAAAGAAAAAGAAGAAUCUAAGGAAGAAACCGACACUGCAAUAGCACCUACCAUUGAAAGGCUACACCAGGCAGGAGUCAAAUUUAUUAAUGGUGAUCAGUCAAUCAAGGCAGGAGACAUUAAUGGUGAUCAGUCAAGCGGGGGCGGGGCAGCUGGUGCUCAGUCAAUCAAGGCAGGAGACAUUAUUGGUGAUCAGUCAAGCGGGGGCGGAGCAGCUGGUGCUCAGUCAAUCGCUGACUUGUUUGACAUAACAUUCAAUAAACACGGGAUUCUGAAGAACGGGAUUCUGAAGAUUCCAAAAUUGAGGAUAGAUGAUAGAACGGAGCUUAUACUUAGAAAUAUAAUUGCCUACGAACAAUGCAGCAUUUCUAACGAUCGUAUCAUAUCUGAUUAUGUUAUCCUCAUGGAUAUGUUGAUCGACAGUCCAAGAGAUGUGGAGUUGCUUGUUAAGAACAAUAUUAUUAAAAAUGAUCUCGGAGGUGGCGAUAAGGACGUGGCUAACAUGAUCAAUGGACUUUCUACCGGGAUUAUUUAUAACUCGGACAAUUUCUAUUAUGCUGGUCUUUGCGGAGACCUGGACACUUAUUGCAGUUCCAGGCGGCACAAAUGGAUCGCAAAAUUGAGACGCGAUUAUUGCCUCAACCCUUGGUCUACUAUUUCUGUCGUGGCAGCAGUUGUUCUCCUCAUACUCACUGCCAUUCAAACUAUCUGCGCAGUUUAUCAACUUUUUGAUUAAGUGACUCUUUCUUCAUUCGAUCUGUCGACUCUAGACCAGCUUUUUCUUUGGAAGGAAUAAUGCACCUAAUGCAGUGUGUGUGUGCUCUGUUGUUUCAAGUGAUAUCCCAGUAUUAUUUUUGAGUUUAUCGAAGCUAGUAGAGUGCUUGUUUCGUUUGCUAGGGUUGUUGAAAUGUAUUUGCUACUUUCGUUGUUAUAAUAAGAAGGGAGUUCCAUUUUUGGAGGAGGAGAUUUCUCUAGAUCUAUCUCCUCUCUUUGGCUCCUCUAAAUUUGUAACUUAGUUAUUCUAAUAUAAAUCCACUUAUGUUUGUGAUCUUCUUUUUCUUCAUAUU
Molecule: messenger RNA, 2054 nt
Organism: Fragaria vesca subsp. vesca
Lineage: Eukaryota; Viridiplantae; Streptophyta; Magnoliopsida; Rosales; Rosaceae
Product: putative UPF0481 protein At3g02645-like
Exons: 2
Coding region: 185-1723 (512 amino acids)
Source: RefSeq, a predicted model, not a curated record